UGCCUGGGCAACUUAUUAUCGCAUUCAUUGUACGAAACAUUGUUGUCGUUGUAGAUUUUAUUUUACUAUAGUAACACGCCGAGCUUCUCUUUUUGUAACAACUUUUCAGCAUCGAUACAGGUUUUUAUCGCCAGCUGGCGAAGUCAGUUGAGAUUUAAGUUCAGGCCUGGUUUGAAAUGAGGGUAAACGCUCGAUAUAUUGGGAUUGCUGCAAUGGUAGCAGUGUUCCUACUUGUGGUCAGAGAAUGGCAUACCCGAUACAAGGCCAACUCCCAGUUUAAGAUAAGAGCUCCAAGUCCUCAAUUUGUGGAACCAAACACAACUUGCGUCUCAUUUGAUGUUGCAUUGGGAAAUACGUUGCAAAGCGUUGCCAGGAACAUUCUGGAUGUACAAAAUGACUUUGAUGCAACAGGACUUAACUCUUACUUAUUAGGUUUUCAAUUUAAUCAAGUAAAUGAUGUAUUAAAGUUGAUUGGUCAGAAUGUGAUCAGUAGGCCCAGUCCACCAGCACAAAAGCCAGUUACUAAUACAAAAAGGCAAGAGGUUUGCCCUGAAAAGUUUGCUGGAAAAGAUUUGGGUUAUGGUAAACCAUAUUAUCGUUUAGGCUAUGCUCGUGUCAAAUGUGACACCUUUGUCCCUAUAAAUGAACUUUUAACCCUACUAAUGUACGUCCCUCAUGAACAUCCUAAACCUGCUAUGAGUUACCUUAGCAUGAUGACAACAAUCUCCAAUGACUACCCUCAAGUGCAAGUUAUUUUAGCAACUGAGAAAGAGUUGAAUAAGGAGACCAUAGAAAAAAUAUCCAGUCUGAAAAUAAAGUUCAAAAAUGAAAUGAUCAAAGGAAAUAAAGGAAGCUUUUGGGCAAAAUUACUUGAGCAAGUGUCAACACCAUAUGUAUUAAUAGCACCUUAUCUAACCCACUUUGAUGAUGAUAUUGAUUUGUAUCGAUUGGUGCGAGUUUUAAGCUAUCGUGAUGAUGUAUCGGUGGCAGGAGGAAGUUAUCGGAAUUUAACUGGACACUGGGACCUUGGUUGUCGACAGUUAUCCUUCAACUACUGGACGGCUAAGUACACUGCUGGAUAUUAUAGGUCCUUUAAUGAAUGUGUGGUAUGCGAUUAUCUCCCAGGACCAUUUGCAGCUAAAACAGAAUGGUUGCGAUCACUCAAGAUUGAUGCCAGUCUUUCAGAAGGACUGUUUCAAGACCUCUUUUGGAGAUUUAAAAAGCAACAGAACCUUGCUGUUGUUUGUGCCGAUGUAAUGUUCAAUAUGGAUACACAAUCCGUGCCCAAUGAAGCAUUGGUAGGCUUGGCUAACAAGCAUAACAUCAAGAAGAUUAUUACCAGCGAUGGCACCGUGAAAUGGUUUGGUUGUAGACGUGGUCUGAACUAUACCAACAAGAUUGGGUGUUCAUGGAGGAAUGGUAUUGGUGUACCACCAUGUGAUCUAUGGAAUUUAGGUGACGUGGUAAAAUUUAUAAUGCAAGCUUGUGAUGAUGUAAAAAUAGGAUGUGAAUAUACUGCUGGGGAUAUCGUAGGUGCCGUGCACUUUGGUUCUACGUAUGCUUGGAGCAAUAAUGCCGUCAUUUAUUUCCAAACCAAGGACUUCGAAACCUUCGACAAACUUCGCCCAAAGUUCGAGAACGCUGGUUUUGCAUUCCAGUCGAGUAAAUCUGGAACAAUGGGUUUUACAAUAUCAACUAAAAACUGGCAAAUUAAUAUGUAUGCUCGUGAAUCACUCGAAGUCGGUCAAAUGUUACAGCAGAAUCAACUACCAACUAGAGUUCGCAUAAGUGAGGCCUGGGUGACAGUUCCGCGUAACCCUGGGAGGUUGGCACGAGGACAAUUUCUCGCUCAGUAUUUCAGUAGUUCAGAGUAUCAUGGGAAGAAGUCGUACUAUCCACCCAACGCUCCUGCAAGAUGCCCAGACCCAGAACAUUCAGCAUGUUUGGAUCAAUAUCCGAUUGGUGGCAAUGUACAAUUUUUAGACAACGUACCAUAACUGCAAUAUUGCCUAGUAUUUAAUAUUUGUUUUUUGUUUACUGUUACAGUCGCGGCAAUAGAAGCGUUCCGAAAAAUAUCGAGCAAUUCAUUUGCUCAAAUUUAUUAGUUUGGCUUACGGAGUUCAUCAAAUACUUGAAAAACUCCUUGAAAAACUCCUAACCUCCGCUUUCGAAUCGACCAAUGUCUAAUCCUAUUGGAUAAUAAAAUAAAGAGACGCAUAUUAUUGGUCAAUUCCAAACCGGAAGUUAGGGGUUUUUAAAAUAUAUGAUAAACUCCGUAAACCAACUGAUAAAAUGGAGCAAAUGAGUUGCUUGAUAUUUUACGCUUCUAUUGCCUGGACUGUUAUAAUUAUUAGGAUUAUAAUGUUAAAAUUGAAUCUUCGUUUUUCUUAGGCAAAAGAUUAAUUCAUCGGAGCAAAAUUCAUCAUUUAUCUGUUCAUCUGUGAUAAGGUCCCAGAACUACCCCAUUUUCGUUGUUAUUUCUUCUGAAUUUCUAAUACGUAAAUCAUUAAUAGUCCUGCAUACAGUGUAUAAGUAUGUGUUUCGCCAGUUUCGGAUUAGUAGCGAGAGCUGGGAUAUAAUAGUGCUUUAGGUCGUUGAUUUUCGCUCCUGCAUGGAAACCCUUUACCAGUGUUUUAGUGUUAGUGGCUUUAGUAAUUGAGUGCUGGCAAAUACCUUUGAGAAUCUUCCAUUAUCAUCGUAGACCCAUGCUCCUUCCGCGCCACAAAAAUUACAUUCACGACCCAACGUUUCGACACCCCGGUCUAGUGUUUUCACUCUCAACAUAACGUCAUCUAUCAAUCAGGGCCGGUUGUAUCAAGCCCGUUUAGCUUAAACGGUGGAUAAGUCAAAAUUAAAAUAACACCCUUACAUCCCUCUUGAAUGAGUUAACUUGAAUAUUAUGCACUGAAUAUGUAGUUGUAAACAGUAAUCGUUGUAUUAAGGUUGAAAAC
Molecule: messenger RNA, 2951 nt
Organism: Dendronephthya gigantea
Lineage: Eukaryota; Metazoa; Cnidaria; Anthozoa; Malacalcyonacea; Nephtheidae
Exons: 5
Coding region: 177-1997 (606 amino acids)
Biological process (GO): protein O-linked glycosylation via mannose
Cellular component (GO): Golgi apparatus
Source: RefSeq, a predicted model, not a curated record